Messenger RNA from Oncorhynchus gorbuscha (pink salmon), 1127 nucleotides. RefSeq lists its product as uncharacterized. The transcript is spliced from 5 exons. The record is from RefSeq and is a predicted model, not a curated record. NCBI's taxonomy places the organism in Eukaryota, Metazoa, Chordata, Actinopteri, Salmoniformes, Salmonidae. The coding region runs from base 70 to 924 and encodes 284 amino acids. Gene Ontology annotation, molecular function: mRNA binding; protein binding.
GUAAGUUUGGGGUUUUAAAGAAAAAGUUAAUAUCCAUUAAAAAUGUGUUCUUUUAUGAUUGAAGGGUGAAUGGAGGCAACACAGCUGAUCGAUGACUCAGUAUUGGAAGAGUCAGAGGAGGAGGAUGGAGAGAAGCGAGGAGAGCCACUGGCCAAACUCAGGGUGUUAAAAAAUGAACACAUCUCAGAGACUGAGUUGCCUCUCUACCAGGGAGAGAAUGUGUUGGGUCGAAACCCAAACUCCUGCUCCCUUCCCCUCGUGGCACCUUCUGUAUCCAAGCAGCACACAGUCAUCUCCAUCUCAAUGUUUCGCGGCAACCGUUGUCGUGGCAACGUUGCCGGCAUGGAGACAGAGGCUUUAGUGUGGGACCUGGGGAGCAUGAAUGGGACAAGGAAGGGCCGGACCAAACUGACCCCUCACGUCCGCUACGCUCUAACUGAUGGAGAGUGUGUGGUAAUAGCUGACAUCCCCUGCCAGUAUGUCUCUGUGGACCAGAGGGGGGGACAGGGGCACAUGCAGAACCUGACCAACACACACUCUGGAAGGGGAAGGAGGACAGGGCCAGACAGGAAGGCCCAGUUCAGAGGAAGCCCUAGCGGCCAAGGUCUGGGACGAGAGACUGGCACACCGAAGACUGAGAGACCGACUGAGGGUAGAGGAGUCAAUGGAGAGAUGGGGGCACCAUUGUCGACUGAGCUGGGUGGAAAAGGUAAAGCUCGGGCUAUACCCCUGUCGUUGGAACAAACACCCACACAGCCUGAGAGGACACUGGUGCCUGAAUCAGAGUCUGACUCCGACGGAGAUCGAGAGGGACGGGGAGACAAACGGGGAAAGUACUUUGUCUCUGAUUCUGACUCCCAUGUGUCCAGUCCCACCUGUUCUACAUUCCUCAGUCCUACAAACAAAGUCAUUCCAGAGGGGUAAAGUUCCCAUCCAUCCAAUCAUUUACACUUCAGUAACCUGAUAUCAUCACUGAACACUUAAUGAGGACGACAAACCCAUCACUCCCUCUGCUAAAAACAGACCCAAGAAAGUAGUGAGCUUCAGUGAGGAGGAGAGCGACUUGGAUGGACCGAGACAGCAGCCCAGGAGAAGAAGAGCACAAGUGAUAGUGGACGACAGCGAAG